AUGGAUAGCGAUCCCAUCGCCGAGACGCCUGCGAAGCGCCAGCAUGCUGACGCCGCUUACAAUUCACAAGACGACAGCGGAGACGAGCUCUUUGCCGACUACAACGACACAAUGGCGACCGUUCCGCUCACCCACCCUGUCAACCCUGCCGCUCCGCCGCAGUCCUCGCCUUACUUUGCCUCACCCGCCCCCAACGUCACACAGCCGACACAGAUCCUAGAUACCCCGGUGCGAGCCCGAACCGAUUCGAACGCGGUGGUUCAGGUCCCGGCGUCGUCACCCACACAACACACUCAGCAAGCUAUAUCGUCACCUUCACCGCCCAAGUCCCGCACAAUCUCUUCCAUUGCGCAGAAAGGCGCUGUUCCCCGUCAACCUCACAUUCCGAUGGCCUCAGCGGGAAGCUUCAGCGACUCACCGGCGGGUGACACGUCCGAAGACGAGCUUUCGAAGCCGUUGUCGAGGUCCGACAUCAAGCCCUCGACUUUCGUCACCAAGAGCAAACCUCGCUAUAGUAUUCCGCCUCCCAAGGAUGCUGCCCCGUCUCCGUACCAGCAACUCCUUGCGCAAUAUACCCACAAGGAACCCACUAGUCGUCCCCAGAAGCGCUCGGCCGAUGACAUGGCGAAUGCUUAUUCACCACCAGUCAAGAAGCCUCGUCCUCAACAGCGUCAGACUGGCCCGUCCCGGGCACAACCCGUCGAUCAGCCCAACAUCAACCACGACAUGAAGUUGUCGGAUAUCGGCGAUUUCUUUCAAGCCCAGAAGGUCAAGCGGAUGUCGAUGGUAUACUCGGGAAAGCCCAUAUACCUCCUUUACGAAGCCUUGAUUCGUAAAAAGGGACAGUAUGAUGACGCCCUCAGUUACGUCUGUGAGCUGGAAGAGGAGGAGCGCAAGAAGGCGUCCAAGGCGGAGACGAUCGACCUCACCGAGGACGACGCAUCACCAGUGAAAGUCGCGAAGGCUACCACUAACAAGUCGAAGCAAUCAAGCAAGUCUAUCGCUUCGAAGUACACCUCCAUGCUCGCAAGGAAGCCGCGCGACGAGGAAGUCGUUGAAAUCGCUGACGAUUCCUCUGCCGCCGAAAUUCCGGCGGUGAAGCCACGCGGUCGCUUGAUGAGAGGCCGCCGGCCUGCUGCAAAGUCGCCUUCCCCCAGUGAGGAGCCGACGCCCCGAAAGCAAGCACCGGAACAACGAACGAAGAAGGCUGUCGCCAUCGAUUCCGACUCCGAUGCAUCCGGCGACGAGGAAGAGAUUGAUGAGCAAGCCCAGCAGGAAGCCGAGCAGAACCUGCUCGCAUACCUCAACGCAUGCUCUGCGCCGGAACUUGCGGAUCUUUCUGAGAAGUCGUUGAAGGAUUGUGAGGGCGUCCUGGCGAAAAGACCCUUCAAGAGUUUGGAUGCGAUUCGGAGGGUGGAGCUCAACCCGCCCAAGCUGACCAAGACCGGGAAAGUGCCUCGCACUCAUCUGUCCACCGGGACAAAGGUCUUGAACGAUGCAGAGAAGAUGUGGAAUGCUUACCAGUCCAUCUCCGAGCUUGUAGAGCAGUGCAAGAAGAUCGGCGAGCCAAUCAAAGCAGCUAUGGUGCGUUUUGGAGCAAAGUCGCUUGCUUCGGACGCUUCUGGCGAGCUCAACCUUACGACUCUCGACGAUGUCAAGAACGACUCGGGCGUGGGCACGCCCGGCUCACCUUCGCAGACGGACGACGAUGACCAAAACCCUGUCGCCAAGUCGAGGUUCACCGUUCUGAAGAAGCCUUCCAUCAUGGCUGAAGACCUGGAACUGAAGGACUAUCAACUGGUCGCUCUGAACUGGCUAAACACCCUUUGGACGAACAAACUUUCCGGUAUCCUGGCUGACGACAUGGGCCUCGGCAAGACCUGCCAGGUCAUCGCGUUCCUGGCUCAUCUCAAGUCAACGGGCCAGAAGGGAAUCCAUCUGAUCGUGGUUCCAAACAGUACCCUUGAAAACUGGAUGAGAGAAUUUGAGAAAUUCACCCAGAAAGGAACGAUGAGAGCCAUUCCUUAUCAAGGUUCGCUGAAAGAACGCGCCGAUCUCAGGGCACUCAUCGAAGAUGGACGGAAUGACACCGACGCCGUAGUCACGACUUACUCGAUGAUGAGUUCGACGGACAAGAACGAUUCAAAGUUCUUCCGCAGGCUGUCCCCGACUGUUUGCGUGUUUGACGAGGGCCAUGAGUUACGCAACAGCUCAGCACAGAAGUACAAGUGCGCAAUGCGUAUCCCGGCAAAGAUGCGUUUGCUGCUCACUGGCACUCCCCUACAAAACAACCUGCAGGAGAUGGCGUCACUGUUGGGUUUCAUCAUGCCGGAUGUCUUCGCCGAACAUGCCGACAACCUCAACUUCAUCUUCCGCCGCAAGGCUACGACAACCGAGAAAAGCAGCCACAAGACUCUUCUGUCGGCUUCACGUACCGAUAAAGCGCGGUCGAUGAUGACACCCUUCAUUCUGCGCAGGAAGAAGGAGCAAGUGCUCGGUAGUGUCUUGCCAAUGAAGACCAACCGAGUCGAGUACUGCGAACUGGACCCAAGGCAGAAGAAGGUCUACUCGGAUGUCCUUGCCCUUCAACAAAAGGCGUUCCAGAGGAAGAAAAUGAAUCUGCCCAGUUCCGGAAGCGCCAACUAUCUCAUGAAGCUUCGUCUCACGGCAUGCCAUCCUCUUCUGGACCGUAACUUUUACGACGAUGAGAAGAUCACGAAGAUGGCAAAGGCACAUCAUGAGGUUGGUGCGAGCAAGAGCGUGCAGACGUCCUUCGACUACCUCCGAAAGUUGAACGACUACAAGAUCAAGGACUUGGUCGAGCAGGAUCCUGAUCUUUGGGGUGAAUUUGAGAUGACGGAGGACCUCAAGUUCGCAUCGGGCAAAUUCCAAAAGACGGUAGAGUUUGUGAAGGAAUACCAGAAGACCGGUGACCGCGCUCUGUUCUUUUCGCAGUUCAGGAUGGUCCUGGACGUCAUGGGCGAUGUUCUGACCGCCGAGGGCAUUCCCUUUCUCCGCUUCGACGGGUCGACCGACACCGCGACUCGCCAAGACAUCAUUGACCAAUUCUAUGAAGACAAAGAGAUUCCCAUUUUCUUGGUCUCUACUGGUUCGGGUGGCACGGGGAUCAACAUCACCGCUGCCAACAAGGUCAUCAUUCACGACCUGUCCUGGAACCCGCAGGAGGACAUCCAGGCGGAGAACAGGGCGCACAGAGUCGGGCAGCAGCGCGAUGUGGAAGUGAUCCGCCUUGUCACGCGCGGCACCAUUGAGGAGCAGAUCUUGGCGUUGGGCAACUCGAAGCUGGAGCUGGACGAGAAAGUCGCCGGCGCUGGAGCGUUUGGUGACGACACGAAGACCACCAAGCUCAUGCAGAACCUUGUGGAGGAGAUGUUGAUGGAACAGAUGGAAGAAAAGGGGAAACUGACGGCAGAGCCGAUGGAGGAUGUGCAAGGCUCGACUGAUGGGCAAGACAUUGCCGAGCAAUUCAAAGCCGGCAUGCAGAAAAAAGGUGUCGAGAUGGCGGAGUAG
This is a messenger RNA of Diplodia corticola, 3531 nucleotides long. RefSeq names its product snf2 family helicase atpase. The coding region runs from base 1 to 3531 and encodes 1176 amino acids. Gene Ontology annotation, molecular function: ATP binding; chromatin binding; DNA binding. The record is from RefSeq and is a predicted model, not a curated record. Lineage: Eukaryota; Fungi; Ascomycota; Dothideomycetes; Botryosphaeriales; Botryosphaeriaceae. The transcript has a single exon. Gene Ontology annotation, cellular component: nucleus.